UGCUCAGUCUGUGAAUAGCGCUCGAGCCGAUUCGUUUGGCGCAAUCCUACUCCUGCAAACGGAACUCACGCGGCGGCUGCAUCUCGUUUUUUCCUUCAGUUUCCACACUAACCACACAUUUCACGGCUCUGACUUUCAUUGUUUCUCGCUUCUCAAACGCUUUUCACGUCUACCUUAACGUCUCUACAAUUUCCACCCAACGCUACAUGCCGCAAAACGACGCGGAAUAAUGGUUAGAGCCCAGUUAACUUGGCUUUAACUGUCACACAGUUUAGUUUUGUGUUCACACUGAGAGAAAAUCAGCGAAAGGUAUAGAGGAAGGGAAUCAAAAUUUGCGUGCAUUUGCGGCCGCCGCUGCUGGCACCGUGAUAUAACAGGAGUUUGCCGCUCGACUUUCUCCACUUUCUCUCUCUCUCUCUCUUGCGAGUGGAAGUCGAAGUAGAAGUCAAGGUAUCCAUGUGGCAGCUCCAUUGACCAGGAGGCAAGCAAACGGAGCGGCGAAGCUAACGUUCCGUUCUUGGUGUUCAGAUUCGAGUGUGUUACACAAUGCCAGGUGGGCUGCCCACGUCUUGACUUUGUGAUGAGGCCUUUGCCAUUGUACUGAAAAAAGGAAAUAGAGGAAGGAAAGCAGGCAGGACAGGCCCAACCAACUGUUGCAAGGACCCGGCUCCUAACCUUGCUUACGUUUGGGGGCCAAACAGCACUGCUUUUGGGCCAAUUCGUUUGACAAUUGAGGAAGUGAGCCGCAACUUUUAAAUGAAGAAACAUGGGGAAUGGCAUGAACAAGGUCUUGCCGGGACUUUAUGUGGGCAACUACCGCGACUCAAAGGAUCAUGCCCAGCUGGAGAGGUUCAAGAUCUCGCACAUCAUUGCCAUACAUGACAGUCCGCGGCGUCUGCUGCCGGACAAGCACUACCUGUGCGUGAUGGCCUCGGAUACGCCGGACCAGAAUCUCUCCCAGUACUUUUCCGUCUGCAACGACUUCAUCCAUGCCGCCCGCCUUCGCGAGGGCAACGUGCUCAUCCACUGCCUGGCGGGGAUGUCGCGCUCGGUGACCGUGGCCGUUGCCUACAUCAUGACGGCCACCCACUUGAACUGGAAGGAGGCACUGAAGGUCGUUCGUGCCGGUCGCGCCGUGGCCAAUCCCAAUACUGGUUUUCAAAACCAGCUACAGGAGUUUGAGCAGUUCAAAUUGCCCGAGGAACGUCGCCGGCUAAGGGAACGCUUCCCAUCGUCGGCUCUGGAGCAACUCGAUCGCACAAAGGUGGUCACCGCACUGGAUAACUACCAGGAGCUGCUCCAGAAUCGGGACAUAUGCGAGGGCAACUGCUCCCGCGGCGAGAAGUGUCCUACAGGCGUCUGCAACAUGGACCCCACAAAGGGCUUGUUCCGCCGUCGUCCCUCCAACGCCUCCACCCACUCGCGCCUGCGUGCCCAGUCCUCCAAUGCCAACGCCUCGUCCAGUUCGCUCAGCGUGAGCAGUGCCGCCGCCCAGUCCUGCCCCACAUCGCCCAAGAACUCACCGCUGCCCAUGGCCCGUCGCUCGGUGGGCAACGAGCGCAUCCCCGAGGACGAGAUAGUCCUGGAACAGCCCCCGACCACGUCCCGCGAGGCGGCGGAGUAUGCUGCCGCCUUCGAGGAUGCCCGCCGUGAGCAGGAGCAGCGCCAGCAGCAGCUGGGCCGGAGUCAGCGCUCUCCCCGACCGGGCAAUUCCUCGCGAGAAACGCCUAGGGUGAGCAGCGCCGGCAGUCGGAGAGAGUCCGCCGCCAGGGAGGGAAAUGGCUCCGCCCAGCUGCAGAGGAGUGCCAGCACAGUCAGUGGUUUCGGAGUGCGUCCACGGAGCAGUCCGGCUGGUCUGCAUGCCUACACCGGUGAGUGCUCGGUUCCUUCCUCCGUCCACGGGUCUCGAGUGGAUUUGCGGGAGGUCGACAAGGGAUCGGCAAUCUAUCUGGGCUGCUCGGCGCCCAGGGCCUCUACACUGUCUAUAUCCUCAUCGAGGGGCUCGUCGGGCGGCUCGGCACCACCCUCGCCCUGCCACACUCCCCCCUCCAGUCCACGUCAUGGCGUGAGAAGAUCCACCAGCAUGGUAAAGAAGCCGAGAUGAAGUCCUGAGCCAGUCCUCACAUGGCGAGGAGGUUUUUUGAAGCUAGUUGCAUUGGCACCCACUGCAUCUGAUCUAAUCUGUAAUCCUUAGGCAACUUGACAUCCUUUGGCGAAAAGCGCGCGUUACCUGCAGCCUUGUUUUGGAUGAGAGGUCUACGGAUCUUGGAUUACAAUCCGUAGUAUCCUCGAGUAGCUUACUCUUGUUAGACGCUAGAGCGAAGGCAUCCUUCGUUUUCGGCUUUGGCUACACUACAAAAAGUUGUUGAUCAAUUUUUAAAACGCAUUCGGGGCACUCGCCUACGAGUGCAGCCUGAAUCAAAGAAAAUCAAAUGUUGAGAGAUUAUUUUUCAGAGACGCAUUUAAGAAAAUACCGACAUAUACAUAUACACACAUAAGUAUUUACUGUAUAUUAUAUAGCGUAUUUAUUUAUACGAGCAGAUUUGUUGUCGGUCCCAUUUGGAAGGACUGAUCCCCCGGCCUGCCCAUAGAGUUGGCCAUUUGUUAGUUUUGUAUCGAGUGCUAGAUGGCGAGCGAUUGCGGAAACAGUCGAACAAUAAUUGAGAAUUGUACAAUUGCGUAUUUUUGAUUAUAUCCAUUGUUGUUGCAAAUAUUUUGAUAGCGAAAAAAAAAACUAAACAAAAAAAAAACAAAUGGGGUAAACCCAAAAGAAGCGUUAUAUACAUUCAUACCUAGUUGAUAUAGUAUUGACAUAUGAGAUUUGAGAUUGUUAUUUAGAAUUGUUGCAUUGUGUAGCAUUGAAUAUAUAAACAAAGUUUAUUAGCUCACCGCCACCCCCUUUCUUCCACACACGAAACACAAAAAAAAACUCGAAACCCCUUUUA
Molecule: messenger RNA, 2945 nt
Organism: Drosophila suzukii
Lineage: Eukaryota; Metazoa; Arthropoda; Insecta; Diptera; Drosophilidae
Source: RefSeq, a predicted model, not a curated record